AUGUUAGAAGUAGGAGAUUUAAUAACUGGGAGGUUUAAAAAAUCCAGUAUCACCAUUUUAUAUGGAUCUGAUACGGGUACGGCCCAAGAUUAUGCAUAUUUCUUACUGAAAAGAUUACGUUAUUUAUCAUUAAACCCAACUAUCGCAGCAUUAGAUGAUUAUCCAUUGAAAAAAUUAGUCACUGAUACUAGUUUUUUGAUAGUUAUUUGUGCUACUGUUGGCCAAGGAGAAGUUCCUCGAAAUGGUAAAAAGUUCAUGAAAUUCAUUUUGAAGAAGAAACUACCCUCUGAUCUUUUAAAUCAUGUGUCCCUUACGACAUUUGGAUUAGGUGAUUCAUCAUAUCCUAAAUAUAAUCAUGCCAUACGGAAGAUACAUACCAGAUUAGGUCAGUUAGGAUGUACUGAAUUAUGUUCCAGCUGUGAGGCUGAUGAACAAAGUUCUGAAGGUCUCGAUGGUUACUAUACUGUAUGGGAACAAACAUUGAUAGAUUCUUUGAAGAAGUUUUUCCCUACAUUAACCCCAUUAAACGAUGAAGCCAUAUUAUCACCAUCCAAUAGACUUUCAAUUGAGACCGGGGAUGUAGAGAAUGAAUCAGAUUCUGUUUUGGCUAAGACUAGAGCUGAUAUUGAUAAUGAAUAUGCUGAUACUGAAAGACGUUUGAAAGUAGGAAAGAUAAAGAGUCUUGAAAGAAUCACACCUUCAGAUCAUUUCCAAGAUGUUAGACACCUUACUGUGGAAGCUUCAGAUCUUGAUUAUCAACCAGGUGAUACUAUGGCAUUGUUUCCUACAAAUUCUGCUGAAGAAGUACAAAAAUUACUUGAUCUGCAAAAGAAAUGGCUUUCAGUAGCUGAUAAACCUUUGAAAAUCCAUGGCGUUGUGCCUUACAUAGAAGGAGGACUUAUAAGUCCAGAGAAAUUGACAUUAAGACGGUUAUUAACCCACCAUCUCGAUAUCAUGGCUAUACCUACUAGAUCUUUCUUCUUUAGUAUAUGGAGAUUUGUUAAUACUGAUAACGAAGAUGGGAAAAGAGAAGUAGAAAAAUUGAAAGAAUUUUGUGAUUUUGAAAAUAGUGAAGAGUUAUAUGAUUAUGCCAAUCGUCCUAGAAGAUCAAUAGCUGAAUUUUUGGUUGAAUUUGAAAACAACUUAGAAAUCCCUGUGCAAUAUGUAUUUGAUUUAUUCCCUAAAAUCAAACCAAGAUUAUAUUCUAUUGCCUCUAAACCUAGUGAGAAUACUAUUGAGUUAGUGAUUGGAGUGGUAGAAUAUCAAACUAUUAUCAAAAGAAUCAGAAGGGGUUUAUGUUCAAGAUGGUUGAAAUCUUUGAAUGUCGGUGAUGAUAUAAUCUUUACCCUUCACAAACAAAAGUUGAAAUUCGGUGACAAACCAUUGAUUUUAGUAGGUCCAGGUACCGGAAUCGCCCCUAUGAAAUCAUUGAUUGAACAUAGGAUAGGAUCCCAAGACAUGUACUUCUUCUUUGGAUUCAGAAAUGAAACCAAAGAUUAUUUCUUCAAAUCCCAGUGGGAUGAAUUUUCCAAGAAGGAUAACUUCACUUUAUUCCCAUGCAUAUCUAGAUCAGACAAAUUCAAGAAACAAUAUGUUCAGAACGGAAUCUUUGAUCAGAAAGAACUCAUCCAAAAACUCAUACUCGAAGAAGAAGCUGUCAUAUAUCUCUGUGGGUCUAAUGGACCAAUGCCUAGACAAGUUAGAGAAACCAUCCUUGAAAUUUUAAAGAUUUCAGGAAUGACAGAAGAAGAAGCUGCUCAGUAUCUCCUCUCCAUGGAAAAUACCGGAAGGUAUAUCCAAGAGACUUGGUAA
Molecule: messenger RNA, 1812 nt
Organism: Yamadazyma jaroonii
Lineage: Eukaryota; Fungi; Ascomycota; Pichiomycetes; Serinales; Debaryomycetaceae
Source: the annotation of a GenBank genome assembly